UGUUAUUCGAAUUGUUAAUAAUAUUGGAUUUGAACUGUGAUACUUAGCCAGGAUGUCCAUUAGAAUUGCUUAUGCAGGAUUUAUUUUAGAGCCAGGCAAGCUGAUUCCAAAGUGCAGGUGAAGAAGUAAGCUAGCAAAAAUGGCCAUGACAAUUCUGAAAGAAAAACCCCAUGAGGGGAUCAUGAAACAGCCCCAUUAGCUUUAAGUUCCAUAUUAAAAUUGUGGUAAUGAUGCAUAACCCAUGAGACAUGCCAACGGGCAGAAUAUAAAGACUAGGAUAGGCCUACAUUCCUAGGGGCGCUUCAUUUUUGCUCAGGAGAGAAUUUUAAAUCAGUGAGGAAAAGAGGAUGUAUUUUCUACAAAUGGAACAUGUCCUUCAGAAGUUAAACAUCUGAAUGACAGCAACAGAGCUGGGAUCCGUGUCUCCCAACGGCCAAGGUUGGGCUUCCAACUUCCAAAUUCCAGGCAGGAUGGCCCAAAACAUGGUGACCGUGAAUGGUGUUGCUGUGUCCUCUACGCCAUCCCAGCCCACCCACAUCAAUAUCCACAUCCACCAGGAAUCAGCUUUGACACAACUGCUAAAAGCCGGAGAUUCUCUGAAGCAGUUUCUUUUCCGUCCUGGCGACACUGUACCUUCCAGAGCCGGGAUAAGUUAUGAGCAGCUGGCUCUAGGGAUAACUCAGAUAUUGCUGGGGCUGGUGAGCUGUGUCCUUGGAGUGUGUUUCUGCUUGGGGCCCUGGACUGUGCUUCGUGCCUCAGGCUGUGCCUUCUGGGUGGGAUCUGCGGCGAUUGCAGCAGGAGCUGGGGCCAUUGUCCAUGAGAAGCGCCGGGGCAAACUUGCUGGCUACAUAUCCAGCCUGCUCACUCUGGCAGGCUUUGCUACAGCUGUGGCUGCUGUUGUUCUCUGUGUGAACAGCUUCAUCUGGCAAACUAAUGACCUUUCCUACAUCGACACUGUGUGUGAUUUCCCGGACCCUGUCAUCCCUACCCCUGAGUACGGAUGGAUGCGACAAGCAAGUCAAGAGAUCAGUUGGCAGAAGAUAGACUGUAGAGAUCACAUGCAGUUGCUGAGGAGGUUGUUCACAGCAAUCUGUGCCCUCUUCCUGGCUGUCUGUAUCUUGAAGGUCAUUGUGUCCUUGGCUUCCCUGGGAGUGGGUCUUCGAAACUUGUGUGGUUGGAGGAGCUCCCCACCCCUGGAUGAGGAAGGAUCAGAGAAGAGGCUAUUGGGGGAGAAUUCAGUGCCCCCCUCUCCCUCUAGGGAGCAGCCACCCCCUGCCAUGGUCCUGUGAGCUGCCAAAGACCCCACCGGGUGCCUGCAUGUCCCUGUCUGGGCCAGCCCAGGGCCCCCACUGCCUGGUUCCUCACACUGCCUCCUCUGUGGCCACUGUCCAGCCCCUGCUUUCUUCUCCCCACAGCAUUGGCACCUGCUGUUCCCACUCUGCGGUUCUCAAGUCCAGUAACAGAUAUUGUCGCAUUUUCCCCAAUGCUGAUUAAACAUAAACAAUCCAGAAAAGCAAUUUUGCCCAGAAA
Molecule: messenger RNA, 1530 nt
Organism: Cebus imitator (Panamanian white-faced capuchin)
Lineage: Eukaryota; Metazoa; Chordata; Mammalia; Primates; Cebidae
Gene: TMEM176B
Product: transmembrane protein 176B
Exons: 7
Coding region: 396-1289 (297 amino acids)
Biological process (GO): negative regulation of dendritic cell differentiation
Cellular component (GO): membrane
Source: RefSeq, a predicted model, not a curated record